GACUCGAGAAGGCCGCCGUCGCACCGUACGGUACUUCGGUUUCAAAAGUGGCGUGAUCGCAAGACAGGCGAAACUCGUCAUGCAUUCACGUGUGUGUUCGUAAGACAAUUCGACUCUUUCGUGUAAUUGAGGAAAGUAACAACUGAUAUAAUACAUGGUGUUUUGGUUACUAUAGUGUUUGCGAUAAAAGCACCUUUGAACCUUCUGUUAACGUGAUUAUUACAUUAUAUUGUUCCUCGAGAAAAUUUACAAUUACCGCACGCCGGCUGGAUUAUAUCAUACUGUUUGAAACAGACAGGUAGAGAUUUUCCAUGAUGUCCCGGUUUCCGUGUGCAGUGGCAUGCGCCCUGUUAAUCUUCGCCCAAGUAUCGAGGGCAUUGGAUUGCCCUGAUUCAUGCAACUGCUACAAUGCACCAGAUAGUUUAAUCGAAGCCAACUGCACAGACUUAAUUAAAUUACAAAAAUACCUCAAUAGUGAGAAAACGUUCAAUUUAGAUAUUCUCAAACUCAGUGAUCCAACCAUCACUACGAUCAAUGGUCAAUUAGAUAAGUUAAACAGUCUUAGCAUAUUAGAUCUAUCUGGUAACAAUUUGAGUUCCGUGAAGAAGCUACCAAAAAAUGUUGUUAAAUUAGAUUUAAGUAAUAAUUUCUUGAAGAGUAUAGAAGAUUUGCCGCAGAGCGUUAAGGAAGUAAAUUUACGGGGAAACAGGAUAAUAGAUUUGUCGUAUAAAAUUACGAGCUUGAAGCAUCUGCGUAGAUUCUUUUUGGAAAACAAUUCAUUAGCCUGUUCCUGUGAGACUAUUCAAGUUCGCGAUUGGUUGAUUAAAAGCUACAUCUCUACUGAUAAACCAUUCUGUCUCACAGACCAAGGAAAACAAAUACUUCUUUCAGAAGUUAAAACUUCCGACGUAUGUCUCAAAGUAAAAACAAAAUAUGAUUUAGAAGAUUUGAUGCAAGGUGAUGAUCCAUUAGGAGGAUCCGUAUUUCAAGGAUCAGGUUCAGAACCUGAUGACGAAGACUUAUUUAUCACAGUAUCGUCCAAACCUCCGUCCAAUGACAGUCACGAUGAUAAACAUUCUAUUUAUGAAGGAUCAGGAGAGAGUGACUUCGAUUUUAUAGACCAAGCAGUGACCUACGAUGAUAUAGCUGAAGAAUCGACAUCUACUACAGAAGCGGUGAAAUCAACCACGGAACAACCAUUGAAAAAACCGUCUCCCAUGGAUGAUACUGAAGACGAGGAGGAAGAGUCGGGAUCAGGGUCAGGAUCAGGAGAUGGAGGUAUAUUGCCAUUUAAUGAUUAUGAUGAAUUUGAUGCAUUCUUUGCAUCCGAGAUACCUACAACUGAGGAACCUGUAACAUCAUCAAGUUCAUUCUUUGAUUGGAAUCCAUUUUCUUGGUUUUCUGGUUCCAAUACGGCAACUGAAGAAGUUUCAGAGAGCACACCUGAAGCUAAAGUGGAUGACGAAAAGGAUGACGAGAACGAUGAAGUUGCAACAACUGAAACUUUGAUUACUGAAGCUCCAAUCAUUCCAAAAGUUGUUGAAAAAAUACAAGCUGAAGUUCCAAAAACUGUUUCAGAAGAGAAAGUAGAAGUUAAAACAGACGAAGAAACUGAAAGUAAAAAGGAUGUGGAGGACGAUGUGGAAUUAGGCAAUGUAAGAAGUGAACAGGAUGGUGACAAUGUAACAACUUAUGCUUGCCUCGGGGUAUUAUCUCUACUGUUAUUAUUACUUAUCAUAUUUGUUAUUUUCAAAAAACGAAAAUCGGAUAAAAAACGCAAAAGGCAAGGAAAACGUGAUGUAGAAAGCCGCGGCACGGAGAUGCGAGAUAUGAAUAAAAAACUAAUGGAACAAAAUUCUGCAAAACCAGCAGCAAAUGGAAAAAAUGGAAACUUUGAAACUGAUUCAUUGUUACCAAAUGGAGAUAAAAAACCAGUAGCUAUGCCAAGAAUAGUGCCUAGCGCAAUUGAUCCAAAACCAGCUCUAGAAAAAUUGUUGGAUCCGAAAGCUGAUGCUAUUGAAACUUAUGAUAAUGUUCCAUUGCCUAAAAAUGUAGCACCUGUUUCUUCUAAUAAAGGUAGUUCUGUACUUCAUCCAGUCAACGACCACGACAGUUCCAAUGAUUAUAAAGUCAAAACCAAACUAAAAGAAAUUCCAGAAUCGUUACCGAAAACUCCUGUCCUGGUCAAUAGGACAAGAUCCAAUGCUGGUGACAUAAUUGUAACCCCGGUAAAUAAAAAUGGUUUAAAUGGAAAUACUGGAAGAUAAGUUUAUAAGUUGUGGUGCACAAAUAUUAGACUUUACAAUAAAUUGUUAUACAAUACGAGUCGUA
Ctenocephalides felis (cat flea) is the source of this 2331-nucleotide messenger RNA. RefSeq names its product protein windpipe-like. Gene Ontology annotation, molecular function: protein binding. The transcript has 2 exons. The record is from RefSeq and is a predicted model, not a curated record. Bases 312 to 2267 code for a protein of 651 amino acids. NCBI's taxonomy places the organism in Eukaryota, Metazoa, Arthropoda, Insecta, Siphonaptera, Pulicidae.